AUGAGCGCUAAACAGUGGGGUUCAUUUAGUGCGAUGCUAUCAACUUCAGAAACCAGGGACAUUCCAAAAAAGAAGCAUUCCGCAACAAACAGCACAAAAAUGGAACAAGCUCUUUCCAAAUUUGAUUGGAUCAAUUUGAAGAAUGUCGGUACCAAAAGAGCAAAGCCAGAUUCACAACGAAGAGAGGACCGAAAAAGGCUUGCAGCUGGAGCAUCAGAGAAAGAAGAACCUGCUCACCCAUACAUUAUCGAUCAAGGAGAAAGUGCGUUGGCGAAAGUUGAGACGAUACCAACUAGAAGUGUUACAUUUUUCCCAAAUGAGAAGCGUCAACAGACACACGUAAUUCUGCAUAAUAAAUCCGAUCGAAAAGUAAUGUUCAAAAUGAAGUCAACAAGACCUGGACUUUACAAGAUGAAACCGGUAUUAGGAGUCAUCAAUCCUGGCGAGAAGUAUUCGAUUCGGCUAGUUUAUCUGGGCAUCAAGAUUGGCUACAGAAUUCCGUUAAACGACAGGAUCACUAUUGUACUUGCGGCAGUUUCACGCAAAGGCGACGAUAAGAACAUGUUCAAAGGGGAGACUGAGGGAGAAAUGCGAAAGAGGAGACUAUAUGUUCUUUACAGAGGUGUAAAUGAUAAGAAAGACCUGGAUGAAGAAGAUAAGAAGAAAUCUGCAGAAAAAGCAGCACCAAAAGGAAUGGACUCUGAGGAUCAAAAGGCUUGUGUGAGCGGUUACGACGAGGGCUAUAAAGCUGCUCUUACAGAGAAUAUGGGAGGCUCCAAGGAAUAUAUGGGAGCAUCGAAGGCAUUAGAGCACUUACAGAAAACGAAAAACAUUGGUAAACAACGGGCAUUUCAACAGGGAUUCACUGAAGGUUACGAAAAAGCAAGAGCUUUGCUAAAAUCUACUGAAAGGAUGAGUAAGGAAAGUGCAAGGAAAAUAUCAAAGGAAAAAGCAAAGCCUUCCAAAGAGUCGGUGAAGGCGAAACCGAAAGAGGGUAAAAAAGAGUCUAAGGAAGUAUUAAAAGUGAAAGGGCCAUCAAAAGAAAGCGCAAAGGUUCCAUCGAAAGAGGCACCAAAGGCGCCUUCUAAAGAAAAAGCUAAAGCUCCAUCAAAAGAAGAAGAUAAGUUGGCAUUUGAAGAAAAAGCAAAGCUAAUGAAAAAAGAGCCGGUGCCUCCUUCAUUGUUUUCUGCAAGAGAACCAGAACCGUUUAUGUUGAAGAUGGAAAAGCUUUCAGAUGGUAGAAAUGUAACUGCAGUAACUCCAGGUGGUACAGAUGCGUCACUAGGCGAUCAGCUAAGAAAGCAGGAAUUCCUUCAUAUAAGCCCUGGCGGAAAGCGACAAAUCGUUAUAAUAAUGUAUCGAGACCAACAUCUUCCCGAAAACCUCAUCUCAAGGAGUGGUGAUGAAGACGAUGAAGAAGGCUCGAUAGAGCCUAGCUAGAUAUUCUAGCUUACAAAAGCCACUCAAGUAGACCUUAUCAUCCUUAUCCUUUAUUACACGAGAUGGUGAAAAAUAACUGAAUCCG
Cylicocyclus nassatus is the source of this 1525-nucleotide messenger RNA. The record is from the annotation of a GenBank genome assembly. NCBI's taxonomy places the organism in Eukaryota, Metazoa, Nematoda, Chromadorea, Rhabditida, Strongylidae.